Messenger RNA from Ctenocephalides felis (cat flea), 1452 nucleotides. Its product is annotated as mitochondrial carrier homolog 2-like. NCBI's taxonomy places the organism in Eukaryota, Metazoa, Arthropoda, Insecta, Siphonaptera, Pulicidae. The transcript has 8 exons. Bases 233 to 1186 code for a protein of 317 amino acids. The record is from RefSeq and is a predicted model, not a curated record.
UUUGUUUUGACAGAUGAUAAAAUAAAUGACAAUACACAUUCCUUUAUGUUUUUGUUUUCAUUUUGUCGCGUUGGUAGUUUAGUGGUCGGGAACAUUUGAAUCAAUAUAUAUUUCAAAAUUGUUUUGCGCAAUAUGUUGUUUUUUAUGUGAAGAUCAUUUCCAACUUCACGUAACUGGCGCACUCGAAAUCAAACAAUAUCCAGUCUAGUUUCGGGGUACGACAAAAUCCAAAAUGUCAAAUUCUAAGGACGAAGCGAAAAAUAAUGCAUGGACGCGGUUUGGUAUGCGAUUAGCUUUAAGUACGACUUGUCAUCCUUUUGAAUACGCUAAAGUUCUGAUACAGAUUGGUUAUGAGCCCAUCCCUCCAAGGCCUACAACUACUUUAUUUGGCAGACCCGCCUUAGCGCUUCCAAAUGUUUUUCAAUAUGUGGGUUACAUUAGAAGAAUGGAUGGCAUUACAGGUUGCUAUCGAGGCCUUACACCUAAACUCCUGGGUAACAUAGCGAGUGUCUUAGGUAGUGAAAAAAUAGCUGAACAGUUAGGUUUGGGUGUACCUCCUGAAAAAGAAGAUGUAAAUGAUGAUGAACUCACAGAUAUUGAAAGGAGGAAGAGAUUUGAAAAGGCAUUGUCAAGAGACAUGAUUCUUCACAUAAGCGGUACAAUAAUUAGUCACCCCUUCCAAGUAAUCACUGUUAGAAUGAUGGCUCAAUUUAUUGGUCAUGAAACCAAAUAUUGUUCAAUUUUGGGAUCAAUUGCAACUAUUUACCAAGAAGAAGGUAUUGGAGGAUUUUUCAAUGGUUUGUUCCCAAGAUUGUUAGGUGAUAUUGCUUGUCUUCUGUUUGCGAGUGCUGUUACAUUUAUCAUUAACAAACAUUUAGUACAGGAUAAGGAAACUCGCAGCUAUGUUGGAGCUAUUGCUACAUUUGUAACAAGCACAAUUAUGUACCCAUUCCAAGUUGUGUCAAAUUGUAUGACUCUUCAUGGAUCAAGAUUGGCUGCAAGUAAACCACCUCAUAUGCCUACUUUCAACAAUUGGCAAGAAUGCUGGGCUCACUUGAAACAACGUGGGGAGCUCAAACGUGGCUCAUCUUUACUGUGGCGUUUCUAUCGGCCCCCGAGUUACGAUGUAGGCGCACUGCCGCCAGCGCCUUCUCCUGAAUUUAGGAAACCUGGUUACAGGCACUAAACAAACGUGGCCAAAAGAUAAAUAAGACUUUUUAAGAACCGAGUCUUCUAUAUAAUUCCACCGUUCAGUUCGUAGUAUCGUGAAUAGUUUAAUGGCAAAAAUGGUACUGACAAGACACAAACUUAAGCAUUCACAUUAUAGGGUUAUGAUUUUUUUUUGUUACCUCAGUUAUUAUAUUAUUUAUUCAAUGUUUUUAUUUAAAUCAAUAGGAAUAAUUUGUGUGCACAACUCGAGAUCAAUUCUAUAAAAACUGCCAAAAAUUUAAA